Molecule: messenger RNA, 1257 nt
Organism: Aedes albopictus (Asian tiger mosquito)
Lineage: Eukaryota; Metazoa; Arthropoda; Insecta; Diptera; Culicidae
Product: mucin-2-like
Exons: 4
Source: RefSeq, a predicted model, not a curated record
AUGGAAAGUAUCAUAGAGGACCAAAUCAUCGCGACGACGGCAAACGCAGAGCUACGGAAGAAGUGUUUAGAAAAAGAUCGAUCGCUGGAAGAAGUGCUCGGGAUCGGUCUGACCCUGGAAUCCGUUGCGAUGCAGCCAACAAUGAGGAAGAAAGUCGAUGCACCUCAUCCACGGAUAAUUCGGCAAGUCGAGAACGUCACAACUGUGCAACGCGAUAACGAGGACAAGAACAGCGAAAUCUUCAACCUUUUCCAUCUUGGAUCGAAGCGAACCGUAGACACUACAAUAUUGAGCGAGAAUGAUUGGCAGACGCUGAAGCUAAUUGGAUUUACAGCGUACUCGGUGCGAAAGGAAAGUACGAAGGUAUUCAAGGCAUACGGAUCCAGCCGUCCCUUGAUCGUCCCAGGCGAAGUAGACACAGACGUGAAGACCAACGACAGGAACAUCGACAUAAUCUUCUAUGCCGUCAUUGCCGUCCUUGGUGGAAAGUGCUCUCUUUUGUCCGGAAAUAAAGCUUUGCCGUCCGAAACGGCCAGUCCACCUCCCACCGCGUUGCCGUCCGAAACGGCCAGUUCCACUCCCGCCGCUUUGCCGUCCGAAACGGCCAGUCCACCUCCCACCGCGUUGCCGUCCGAAACGGCCAGUCCAACUCCCACCGCGUUGCCGUCCGAAACGGCCAGUUCCACUCCCGCCGCUUUGCCGUCCGAAACGGCCAGUUCACCUCCCACCACGUUGCCGUCCGUAACGGCCAGUUUCUCUCCCACCGCUUUGCCGUCUAAAACGGCCAGUCCACCUCCCACCGCGUUGCCGUCCGAAACGGCCAGUCCAACUCCCACCGCGUUGCCGUCCGAAACGGCCAGUUCCACUCCCGCCGCUUUGCCGUCCGAAACGGCCAGUUCACCUCCCACCACGUUGCCGUCCGUAACGGCCAGUUUCUCUCCCACCGCUUUGCCGUCUAAAACGGCCAGUCCACCUCCCACCGCGUUGCCGUCCGAAACGGCCAGUCCACCUCCCACCGCGUUGCCGUCCGAAACGGCCAGUCCAACUCCCACCGCGUUGCCGUCCGAAACGGCCAGUCCACCUCCCACCGCGUUGCCGUCCGAAACGGCCAGUCCAACUCCCACCGCGUUGCCGUCCGAAACGGCCAGUUUCUCUCCCGCCGCUUUGCCGUCCGAAACGGCCAGUCCAACUCCCACCGCGUUGCCGUCCGAAACGGCCAGUUCCACUCCCGCCGCUUUGCCGUCCGAAACGGCCAGU